Messenger RNA from Diospyros lotus (date-plum), 1170 nucleotides. Its product is annotated as protein trichome birefringence-like 34. Gene Ontology annotation, molecular function: O-acetyltransferase activity. Gene Ontology annotation, cellular component: Golgi apparatus. The transcript is spliced from 5 exons. The record is from RefSeq and is a predicted model, not a curated record. Lineage: Eukaryota; Viridiplantae; Streptophyta; Magnoliopsida; Ericales; Ebenaceae. Bases 1 to 1170 code for a protein of 389 amino acids.
AUGCCUCUUUUUGUUGCAGUCUUGGUUCUUUACAUUGUUUACAUAAGUAGAGAAAGAGGAAGAUUCCUAGAUGAUCAGAAUUCAAAAGAAGACCGUGGCGGCUCGUUGUCAAACUGCAACUUGUUUUCAGGGCAAUGGGUAUAUGAUAAUAAGUCCUAUCCUCUGUACAAAGAGCAGCAUUGCUUCUUCCAGUUUGACGGCGUCGCCUGUGAGAAGGCAGGGCGAAAGGAUUUGGACUACCAAAACUGGAGAUGGCAGCCUCGUGGCUGUGAUCUUCCAAGGUUUAAUGCCAUAGCAAUGCUGGAGAGCCUAAGGGAUAAGAGGCUCCUGUUCGUCGGGGAUUCAGUGAUCAGGAACCAGUGGGCUUCCAUGAUCUGCCUGCUCGAGUCAUCUAUCCCUCCUGCCCUCAGGUCUGUGUCUACCAAUGGCUCCUUAGCCAUCUUCCAUGCCAAGGAAUACAAUGCUUCAAUUGAGCAAUACUGGGCACCAUUUCUAGUGGAAUCAAGCUCUGAUCACCCUGUUUUCCAUCACUUGUCAACGGAACAAAAGGUGAGGGUCCGGGAAAUCGAAAAGCAUGCCAGGUAUUGGACUGAUGCAGAUAUACUCAUCUUCAACUCGUACGCUUGGUGGAGAAUGCCGAAACUUAAGGUUUUGUGGGGAUCAUCUGAUGGCACUGCUGGAAUCUACCAAGAAGUCGAUAUGGUACGAGCAUAUGAGAUGGCUUUGAAGACCUGGCUAGAUUGGUUAGAUGUUCAUGCAAAUCGCACCCGGACCAAAUUAUAUUUUGUGAGCAUGUCGCAAACGCACGAAAGGGGUGAAAAAUGGGGCAGGACUAGUGGCAAAAAUUGUUACAAUGAGAAAGAGCCAAUUUCAGGAGAGGGAUAUCGAGGAAGUAGUGAAUCAGAUCUUGAAAUGGCUCGGGCAUUGGGGGCAGCGAUCGAUGAAUUGGGAAGAAGAGGGCUGAAGGUGCAACUGCUCAACAUAACCGAGCUUUCAGGGUACCGGAAAGAUGCUCACACAUCAAUUUACAAGAAGCAAUGGAAGCGCGUGACAAGCGAAGAGUUAGCAAAUCCUAGUAGCUAUGCUGAUUGUGUAAACUGGUGCAUUCCGGGAGUGCCUGAUAUUUGGAACGAGCUCCUCUAUGCUUACAUCUUUUAUUUUUCACAAUGA